UGUAAUUUAUGUAAAGGCGGUUUUUCUGCUGCAAACCCAAAAGUCGCCGAUCAUAGCCACCUGUCGGGCAAAUUUAGGCAAACACUUUGUAAUACAUGUAAUCUGAAAUUACAAGUACCUGAAUUUGUCCCGUGCUUUUUUUAUAAUCUGUCCAACUAUGACGCUCAUUUCAUAGUGAAUGAGCUGGGUUAUGACGCGCAAAUGAUUUCCGUAAUACUUAACAGCGAAGAAAAAUGUAUUUCGUUCUCCAAGUACGUGAGUAACACCUUCUCCGUACGAUUUAUAGACACUUUUCGAUUUAUGGCGUCGAGGCUUUCGUCUCUCGCAUCAUACCUACACACAUCCGGUUUUGAGAAGUUUCGCGAAUCCAAAAAAGUAUUUAACAUCGAAGACAUGCCGCUUGUAACUCGUAAGGGAGUGUACCCGUAA
Cinara cedri is the source of this 429-nucleotide messenger RNA. The record is from the annotation of a GenBank genome assembly. Lineage: Eukaryota; Metazoa; Arthropoda; Insecta; Hemiptera; Aphididae.